CACUGCCCAGGCCCCCCUGCUGUCCUCAUCCAGAACUCUCCCUUCGAUUUUCAGGCCUCCACGCCAUGUGUGCCACUCGGCUAGCGGCUGUGGCCCAGUCCUCCGUGCACGCCUUCUCGGCGCGCCCGCUGGCAGGCGGGGAGCCUGUAAGUCUGGGCUCCUUGCAAGGCAAGGUGCUGCUCAUCGAGAAUGUGGCGUCCCUCUGAGGCACCACGGUCCGGGACUACACCCAAAUGAACGAGCUGCAGCGGCGCCUCGGGCCCCGGGGCCUUGUCGUGCUCGGCUUCCCGUGCAACCAGUUUGGACAUCAGGAGAACGCCAAGAACGAAGAGAUUCUGAGCUCCCUUAAGUACGUCCGACCCGGCGGCGGGUUCGAGCCCAACUUUACGCUCUUUGAGAAGUGCGAGGUGAAUGGCGCGAAUGCGCACCCGCUCUUCGCCUUCCUGCGGGAGGCCCUGCCGGUGCCAAGUGACGAUAGCACUACGUUCAUGACCGACCCCAAGUUCAUCACCUGGUCUCCGGUGUGCCGCAACGACGUUGCCUGGAACUUUGAGAAGUUCCUGGUUGGCCCUGAUGGUGUGCCUGUGCGCAGGUACAGCCGCCGCUUUCAGACCAUCGACAUCGAGCCCGACAUUGAAACCCUGCUGUCUCAGGGGCCCACCUGUGCCUAGGGCGCCUCUCUUCCCUGGCUGCCGCAGUGCUACUCCCUGUGGGGGUUUAAUCCAUGAUAGUGUUUCUCUAAACCUGAAUGGAGGAACACUUGAUGUCCGAGAAAAUCCCCUGAGAUGGGUGCUGGUCCUGUCCAUCCCAACCUCCCCUGUGCCAGACCAAGUCGAGUUUACCCACUAAUAAAGUGCCGGUUGUCAACGGAA
Cynocephalus volans (Philippine flying lemur) is the source of this 872-nucleotide messenger RNA. It is a transcript of the gene GPX1, whose product is annotated as glutathione peroxidase 1. Gene Ontology annotation, biological process: response to hydrogen peroxide; hydrogen peroxide catabolic process; glutathione metabolic process. NCBI's taxonomy places the organism in Eukaryota, Metazoa, Chordata, Mammalia, Dermoptera, Cynocephalidae. Gene Ontology annotation, cellular component: cytosol; mitochondrion. The transcript has 2 exons. The record is from RefSeq and is a predicted model, not a curated record. Gene Ontology annotation, molecular function: glutathione peroxidase activity.